Messenger RNA from Pleuronectes platessa (European plaice), 1823 nucleotides. RefSeq names its product dnaJ homolog subfamily B member 9. Gene Ontology annotation, molecular function: protein-folding chaperone binding; misfolded protein binding. The transcript is spliced from 3 exons. The record is from RefSeq and is a predicted model, not a curated record. Gene Ontology annotation, cellular component: endoplasmic reticulum. NCBI's taxonomy places the organism in Eukaryota, Metazoa, Chordata, Actinopteri, Pleuronectiformes, Pleuronectidae. Bases 213 to 902 code for a protein of 229 amino acids.
CUCGUCAACAAGCGUCAGCCUCGGAUCAGCUGGAGCCGCAGAGACAGAAGUGCAGGUCCCUCUUCCAGGUGAGCUGACGGUUUGCUGGACGUUCAACAUCCAUGUCGUCGAGCGGACAUCUACCAGCUGAAGGUCCGCUGACGAGGCAGAGCUGAGGGAAGCUGCUUCCAAACGUUGCAGAGGUGUCAAAAGAAAAGAGAGAACUCAGCAGUAUGGCCGCGGCUCAGUCCGUGUUGCUGCUAGCGGUGCACGUUCUCCUGAUCUCCGAGUUCAUCCUGGCCAAGAGGGACUACUACGACAUCCUGGGGGUUCCCAGAGAGGCCACCAGCCGCCAGAUCAAGAAGGCCUUCCACCAGCUGGCCCUCAAGUACCACCCGGACCGCAACAAGGGCCAGGACACCGAGGACAAGUUCAGAGACAUAGCGGAGGCGUAUGAGACAUUGUCUGAUGAUAAGAGGCGGCGAGAGUAUGACCAGUUUGGCCAUGGCCCAUCACCAGGGGAGAGCCAUGGUGGAGGAGGCGGAGACGCCUACAACUUCAAACAGCACUACCAGUCCUUCAACUUUGACGACCUUUUCAAAGAGCAUCACGAGCAUCAUCAGCAGCAACACUUCCACUCGCACAACUUCGCUCAAAACCAAGAGCACCAGAAGAGACACUUUGACAGCCACUUCCAGGCCCACCACGAGGCCAUGAACAGGCACAAUAGACAGUUCCAACAGCAGGAGGCCUUCGGCGAUGGACUCUUCGAUGACAUGUUUGAGGACUUGGAGAAGAUGUUCUCCUUCAACGCCCACGGUGCCAGGACUGACGGCGGAUUCCAGAGCGCGGGGAAGCAGCACUGCAGGACAGUGACGGAGCGGCGGGGGAACAUGGUGACAACCUACACUGACUGCUCCUGAGGCGGGCUGAACACGGCUCGCUCACAGACGGCAGCCGUUCAGAACACUGCUGGGCGUUAACUUGUGGUUUUUUGAAUCGAUUGCUAAUUUAUCACUCGGUGGAAUAGAGAAUGGUUUUGUGUGGCUUUUUUUGUAUAAUUUCCCGUAUGUAAGGAACAAAUAUCCAAGCGAGCCUCGUGAGCGGCUGCUUCCAAGCAAUAACAAGCAUAAGUAUUCGUCUCACUCAGACACCUCCCUAUUAUUUAGCUUGUCAGUUUCAUUUUGUGUACUUAUUCAUUUGUUUCCGGAUUGACGAGACUCAGGUAUGGCCUAAAGUCAAAAGAUGACUUCUUCUUUUGUGAGCAGUGAGGCAAUAAGAUUGAUCAAACAUCAGUAAUAAACUACUGCAGGUUAUUAGGCCAUACUGUACAACAACCUCUUGCUGAUAUAAGAACAUGCUGAAGAGUCUUCUUUGCGUUUGAUCCUCAUCUUAAUGAUUAAAUCACACAUUUGGAUUUGUAGCACUUGUAUCAAAUUUUGCUGUGAAAAUGAACCUUCGCAUCCCGAGAUGUGCGCAGGUUGGACGUAAUCAACUGUUACCUCGUUUUUCUGUUUCUUUCUACAGAGCUGCAUCUACCUUCUCUCUCAGUCAGGGCAGCCACAGGCAGCGUCUGUGUGCUCUUGCUCUAUCUCAGCUCUUUGACCAGUUGUUUUUGACUGUCACAAAAUCCAGGCGUCAUCUACCAGUGAGGCCGAAGGGUCGGAAAAGUUUCCUGAACUGACAAUAAUAAUGUGCAAUAUUUACUAACCUUUUGCUCUUCAUGAUGCCUAUCUUUCAUAGACAGUGCUAUGAUAAUGUCAUUGUCUGAUGUCCGCACUUUGUGUGUGUGUGUGUGUGUGUGUGUGUGUGUGUGUGUGUGUGUGUGUGUGUGUGUGUGUGUG